Messenger RNA from Phytophthora megakarya, 1611 nucleotides. The record is from the annotation of a GenBank genome assembly. NCBI's taxonomy places the organism in Eukaryota, Oomycota, Peronosporomycetes, Peronosporales, Peronosporaceae.
AUGGUUACAACCCGAAGUCGUUCCAGACAGAUUGCCCAAGUGGAGGACCCGAGCCGACCACUUGACUAUCGAGACGAACGUUGGAGACGUAUUAAAGUCCAUCAGGAUGAGGGUCCAGAGUUAAAAAGGCUCAAGGAUUAUAUGAAAGGUGACCUGUUGAACUAUACGCGGAAGGAAGUCAAGAAAAUCGCGAAGGGUUCAGACCGAUAUGUUUUAGACUCAAGAGACGUCCUUUAUCGUUUGACUGCACCUACCCCGGAACGGCCUAGGGACAAGCGCUCUGAACUUCGCUUGGUUGUACCAGAAGACCAAAGAUCCUACACCACGCUCACGAGGAUUUCCAGAUUGGCCAUCAAGGCAUCACCCGGACAUAUGAGCGUCUGCGUUCAGAUUUUUUCUGGACUGGGAUGUUUCAAGACGUCGAAAUGUUUGUCAAGGAAUGUACGGAUCGCGCGUCCGCUAAGGGGUGACCUCCGAAUCCAGGACCCUCUCCCGAGAAAAAAUGAACCGACUGGUCCAUUCGAAGUAGUGUCCAUGGAUUUCGUCACACACCUUCCGAAGUCGGAACGCGGGAAUGCCUUCCUACUUUUGUUUCAGGAUAUGUUCACGGGCGACGUUAUGUGUAAACCCAUGAGCAGUAUUACCGCUCAAGACUGUGCUGAAGCCUAUGAAGAGGUUGUGUUCAGGAACUACGGCGCAAGCUCUGAAAUCCGUCAUGUCAGAGAUCCCAGGUUCAUGAGUCGGGUGUUCCGUCGCUUCAGCGAGAUGAUGGGUAUCCAGCAGAACGCAACGCUCGCGUAUCGCCCUCAGGCCAAUGAUCAGCAGAAACGAUCGAGUCAGACAAUUAUGCACAGUAUCAGAGCGUAUGUUGAAGAGCCCGACCAAACCGACUGGGACGACCAUGCAGAAAAGCUCAUGCAUGCUAUAAAUGCCUCCUUCGAUGCAACUAGAUUGGAUACGCCGUUCUACCUGCUACACGGCUGGGCCCAAAACCGACGGACGUCGCAGAACGUACCGCGUACGAAUGGCGUCAAAAAUUGCAACGAUACUGCAGCUAUGCCCACGCCUGUGCGGAAGAGCUCCAGAAGAGAGCCAAGCACUCAGAAGUGGAAGGUGCUGUCGGAUCACCUCAAGUCUGGUUUCGAAGUAGGUGACUCGGUCUGGUUAUAUAUCCCGAAGGUCCUGCCAGGUCUGAGUCGAAAAUUGGCCCAUUGUGGCACGGACCAUUCAGGAUUGAACAUGAUCGGGACGAUUUCAAGUCGUCAAAAACCACGCGCCUUGUUUCCGAAACGGACGUCUUUAAGGAUUGACGUUUUAGAGGAGGAGGAUUUUGAUGCGGCCUUAUUGCUGGAGGAUAGUUGGGAACCGGAUUCGGUGCAUCAGGAGUAUGAAGUGGAAGAAAUUGUGGAUUUAAGAUGGACCAAGCGCACCCGAAAUGCGAAACGUAUCCGCGAAUAUCUCAUUAAGUGGAAAGGAUACCACGAACUUCAAUGGUUGCCCGUCUCACAAUUGAACUGUGGCUCCCUUCUGUAUAAGUUCAACCAGCCAGCACGUGCAAACACUCGUUUCGCAGCCAUGCAGUCUGGGAACAAUGACUACGCGGAGCUGUAG